Dicrocoelium dendriticum is the source of this 279-nucleotide messenger RNA. Lineage: Eukaryota; Metazoa; Platyhelminthes; Trematoda; Plagiorchiida; Dicrocoeliidae. The record is from the annotation of a GenBank genome assembly.
AUGGCCCAUACACUACUCACCAAGGUACCGGAACGCAGCACACAGUGCAUCAUUGUGCAAACUCAUGUCCUGGUGCUGAUGGUGCGAGUUCAUUGCGUGGUGACUCACCUUUAUUGGAGUGAAGUGCAACACGGAACACGAAAUUCACCUUCAGUGGAACAGGAAAUACUGGAAGUGCUACAUAAAGUUUUGGAAGUCUUGGAAAUGAAGAGUGAAAAAGAGUGGAUUUUAGCUGCCGGAAACCCUGUCAUAGUCGGCUUGAAGGAAACAUCCGAAUAA